Messenger RNA from Choloepus didactylus (southern two-toed sloth), 622 nucleotides. It is a transcript of the gene DBI, whose product is annotated as diazepam binding inhibitor, acyl-CoA binding protein. Gene Ontology annotation, molecular function: fatty-acyl-CoA binding. The transcript is spliced from 4 exons. Lineage: Eukaryota; Metazoa; Chordata; Mammalia; Pilosa; Megalonychidae. Gene Ontology annotation, cellular component: mitochondrion. The record is from RefSeq and is a predicted model, not a curated record. Gene Ontology annotation, biological process: fatty acid metabolic process. The coding region runs from base 131 to 394 and encodes 87 amino acids.
CGCUCGCCCGAGCCCGGUUGAGUAGGGCAGGGGCUGUGCUUCUAGAGCGCUGCCGGUCCGGUCUUGAGCUUUUGCUUUCUGCUCCUCGCUUCCUCCGCGGUCUUUCUGGAACGCUUGCUGCCCCGCCAGCAUGUCUCAGGCUGAGUUUGACAAAGCUGCUGAGGAGGUGAAGAACCUCAAGACCAAGCCAUCAGAUGAUGAGAUGCUCUUCAUCUACAGUCGCUAUAAACAAGCCACUGUGGGCGACGUAAACACAGAACGACCUGGGAUGUUGGACCUCAAGGGCAAGGCCAAGUGGGAUGCCUGGAACCAGCUGAAAGGGACCUCCAAGGAAGAUGCCAUGAAAUCUUACAUAGACAAAGUAGAAGAACUAAAGAAAAAAUACGGAAUAUAAAGGACUGGAUUUGGAUGCCAGCCAAGCAUCCAACCGAAACAGAUAUAAUGCCUCGGUUUUUUUUCUAAUACUAUGGAUGAAGUUAAAUAAUGAAAAUAACCAAUCAUAAUCCACUAAUACAAGGCUCUCCAGGAUUCAGCUCUAACAUAUUAGGGGCUGAACCAGUGACUGGCCUUCGCUGAAUAGUUUUUAUCUAUAGAUCAAUUAAAAGUUCAUUUGUUAUUUUAA